This is a messenger RNA of Podarcis lilfordi (Lilford's wall lizard), 576 nucleotides long. The record is from the annotation of a GenBank genome assembly. Lineage: Eukaryota; Metazoa; Chordata; Lepidosauria; Squamata; Lacertidae.
CUCAGUUAUGGCUUUGUUCUUUCUGAUAAAUUCCAGUCCCCUUUUGUCUACCGCAUGACACCAAACCAAGAAACGCAGUACCAGGGGAUGGUCCGACUCCUCCUGCAUUUCAGGUGGACGUGGGUCGGCCUCUUUGCUCCAGACAAUGACAAUGGGGAAAGCUUCCUGAGUACCUUGACACCUCUAAUGAACAAAAGGGAAAUUUGUGUUGCCUUCACACAAAGAGUACAACGAGAAACGUGGCUAUGGAUACCCCAUGAAGCACCUGCCCUGUGGAGACAAGUCAAUGUAUUUGUUUACUUUGCAGACUCUCAAAGUGGACUUUUCAUAAUCAUAGAGGUUGAGUCCUUACUUGAAAGGAUACAAACUGGGGGGAAAGUCUGGAUAAUCACAGUUCCACAGAACAAAAUUUUCUUAUGUGAUAUUGACUGCUUCCAGUAUGCCCAUGGCUCUUUGUCCUUUGUAAUGAAGACCAAAAAAAGGAUGAAGAAGGACUAUUAUGGGCCAAUGUCCUUGGCUGGUCAACAGUAUUCAGAAGAAGCAUUUGAUUGUUCAUAUUCAAAGCAUGUCUUGUCU